AUGGAUCAUUCAGCACAUGAAGGACAAAGUCUCAACCCAGAGCUGAUUCCUGAAAUUGCAUCAGUUGCAACUCCAUUCCAGUUUUCUCCGCAAACUUUGCUCGGCGUGUCAUUAUCAGUCGCUGUCCUACUUGUAGGGAUCCUGGUUUUCUUUGCCAGAAGAAAGUCGAGGUCGAAAGGGAAUGCCAUACUACUUGUUGGACCACCAGACGCUGGCAAGACGGCUAUUCUAUCAACACUUGUUUACAAGCAGACACUCCCGACUCAUGCCUCACUUCAAUCCAACACAUCGAUAGUCACACUCGCAGACAAAAAAGCAUUGUCUGUGGUGGACAUUCCAGGGCAUCCUCGUAUCAGAGAUCAGUUUACCGAAUAUCUGGCGGAUGCAAAAGCAGUCGUGUUUGUCGUCGAUGCCAGCACUAUCUCACGUAAUGGCCCUGCUGUAGCUGAACAUCUGCAUCGAGUCCUACAUACGCUUGUGUCGAUUCCACCGUCACAGACACCACCAUCUCUGCUCCUCCUAGCACACAAGUCCGAUCUCUUAAAAACGAGUAACACAUCCGCAUCUGGAUCCCCAGAUCAGCUCGCUGUCAAUCGUGUGCGUACCGUCCUCGAACGUGAGCUUGAGAAGCGUCGCGCUUCGCAGAUGGGUGGAGUGGGAAUUGAAGGCCUGGGUGAAGAAGGCGUGGAUGCUUCAGAGCUAGGCGGGUUGGAAUGCAGCGGAGCAUCCGGUGGGGCGUUCAAGUUCGCAGAGUGGGAGGGGGGCGAGGUCGAAUUUAUAGGGACCUCGGUUAGUAUUGGGAGGGCGCUGAUGUCGGAGAGUGAGAAAAGCGAUAGCAAUGGGCUGUCCGGACUCCUUCAGUGGCUAGAGAGUCUUCCAUGA
Molecule: messenger RNA, 882 nt
Organism: Heterobasidion irregulare TC 32-1
Lineage: Eukaryota; Fungi; Basidiomycota; Agaricomycetes; Russulales; Bondarzewiaceae
Exons: 4
Coding region: 1-882 (293 amino acids)
Biological process (GO): vesicle-mediated transport; protein localization to Golgi membrane; intracellular protein transport
Cellular component (GO): trans-Golgi network; cytoplasm
Molecular function (GO): GTP binding
Source: RefSeq, a predicted model, not a curated record